GUAGUUGAAAGACAGGAGGCAGCGGAGAUAGUUAGCUGCUCCGUUGGCUUCCCCCAAUCUUUCCAGUUAGGGUUUUGCUGCGUCCUCACUCAGUUCUCUCACAAAACCAUGGCCUCUCUCUCCAUAGCUGCGCCCAAUUUCACCACCUCUUUCAUCGGCAAAAAAAUUACUUUUCGUGAAAAUACCAAGCGGCAAAACUGUUGCUUCUUUCGGCGAAGCCCUAGAUGUGCAGCUCUAUCCUACGGAGGUAAUGCUCCGAAGUUUCCCCGGGUCAGUGUUUGGGAUCCCUAUAAGCGUCUUGGUGUGAACCAAGAUGCUUCUGAGGAGGAGAUAUGGGGAUCGCGCAACUUUCUCUUGCAACAGUAUGCUGGACAUGAGAGAAGUGAAGAGUCAAUUGAAGCUGCUUUUGAGAAAAUAUUGAUGACAAGCUUCCAGCAGAGGAAGAAAACAAAAAUCAACUUGAAGAGCAGGUUAAAGAAGAAAGUAGAAGAGUCUCCACCUUGGGUUAAGAAUUUGCUUAAUUUCGUGGAACUUCCAGCGACUGAAGUUAUUUUUAGAAGAUUGUUCCUCUUUGCAUUCAUGGGUGGCUGGAGUAUUAUGAACUCAGCGGAAGGUGGACCUGCUUUUCAGGUGGCAGUGUCCUUGGCAGCUUGCAUAUAUUUCCUCAACGAGAAGACAAAGAGCUUGGCUAGAGCUUCCAUUUAUGGACUUGGAGCACUUGUUACUGGUUGGGUGUGUGGUUCGAUUUUGGUCCCAAAUAUUCCGUCAAUGCUAUUAAACCCGACGUGGACUCUCGAACUUCUAACAUCACUAGUAGUUUAUGUGUUCCUGUUCCUUGCUUGCACUUUUCUCAAGUAAAACUAUUUUGUCAGAACUCAUCAUUAGAAUUUAUGUUAUUUGGAAGUUUGCAAAGUGAGCCAAGCUCCAUAUUCUACUUGCAUUGAGGUUUAUAUUUUGGGUUUUCGAAAACUUGGGAGUUUGACAUCCCAAUUGUGUAUCUUUGUAACAAUCGUCUUCAUCAAAUAGCUCGCACGUUAGAAUCAUUCUUUUUGA
Molecule: messenger RNA, 1053 nt
Organism: Rosa chinensis
Lineage: Eukaryota; Viridiplantae; Streptophyta; Magnoliopsida; Rosales; Rosaceae
Product: protein CHAPERONE-LIKE PROTEIN OF POR1, chloroplastic
Exons: 5
Coding region: 109-858 (249 amino acids)
Cellular component (GO): chloroplast membrane
Source: RefSeq, a predicted model, not a curated record